This is a messenger RNA of Iphiclides podalirius (scarce swallowtail), 450 nucleotides long. The record is from the annotation of a GenBank genome assembly. NCBI's taxonomy places the organism in Eukaryota, Metazoa, Arthropoda, Insecta, Lepidoptera, Papilionidae.
AUGGAUCGUGGCAGAGCACGCGGGGCGGGCGGGCGGCACUGCGGGCGGCUAGGGCGGGCGGGCCUCGCGUCUCGACUGAGAGACGCGCAGCAUCGCGCCGCCGCACCGCGCCGCCCCCGCGCCGCCGCCACCCCGCGCCCCCCGCACCCGCCGCGCCCUCCCGUUGCCUCGCAGCCCGCCCCGCCCCGCGCCGCCCCGCGUCGCGCCGCACUGUCUACGCCGCCUGCAACCUCAGCGGCCGCGCUACUCACCAACCCCACACAUACGCGAAAUAAAGUUGGCUUUACCCGUCAAAUGGCCUCCGCUUCUACUACCAAUUUAUAUCCGAGCAUUAACCUAUUUCGAACUGCGAUACGUGUGAGCUUUUUAAACUUUACAAGUCUAUUCAACAACACGCAUUUGUAUGAACUACCUCUGAAUGGAGCAAGAGAUAUUAUCGUAGUCCGAAUA